Gilbertella persicaria is the source of this 1713-nucleotide messenger RNA. RefSeq lists its product as uncharacterized. The record is from RefSeq and is a predicted model, not a curated record. The transcript is spliced from 2 exons. Bases 1 to 1713 code for a protein of 570 amino acids. NCBI's taxonomy places the organism in Eukaryota, Fungi, Mucoromycota, Mucoromycetes, Mucorales, Choanephoraceae.
AUGACUCGGUUGAACUCGCCUGCUGAAUGGGUUGCUCCUUUGACACCUAUCAUUUCUUUGGCUUUGUUACCUUUGGGUCCUAUCUUUUUUCCUCGAUUUUAUAUUGUGUUUUUGUUUGUCUACUUUGCUGGAUUUCUUUAUCAACAAGUAAACCACGUCUGCAAGUUCUACUUGUCCUCUGUCCGAAUCAGGGCCAGUAUCAAAAAAUGGAAUGCUAUGAACAAACACAACUUGAACGAUAAAUCACUUGAUGAUAAGGCCAAGAUUGCCAUGGAUCACUUGGGCAAACCAAAUAAAUUUGUCAAUCUUGAAGACGGCUUAGAAAUCGAACAAUCAUACCAGGAACCUCACUACAUGCACACAUUUGUGAUUCCUAAUUAUGGUGAGCCCGAAGCUCUUUUGAAAGAUACGAUUGGACGCUUAGCUGUACACAGAAAUGCAAGCACUCAUUAUGUGAUUAUUUUAGCCAUGGAAGCAUCUGAAACGGGCUGGGAAGAAAAAGGAAAGCGUUUAGAAGAGUUCUUUAAAGGAAGAUUCUGCAGUUUUAUCAUCACUGGUCAUCCUGCUAAUAUUCCUGGUGAAUAUCGUGGUAAAGGUUCCAAUGUCAAUUAUGCUGUUCAAAAUGGAUGUGCAGAAAUGAUUCGCCAAGGUUUUGAUCGUCGCAAGAUUAUUUUGACCGUUAUGGAUUCUGAUGCUGCUAUUCCAGAACUCUAUAUUAUUGAAGUAGAAGACGCAUUGAGUAAGUCCGACGAUCCCUACUAUACACUUUGUGCUCCUCCUAUUUUCUUUUCUCGUAACUGCAACCAGGUCCCUGCUGCUGUUCGUAUGACAGAUAUUACUUGGGCUUCUAUGGUCAUGUCUAAUCUAAGCAAUUCUGAUGGCCUGUGUAUUCCUUGCUCGAAUUACAGCCUUUCGUUUAUCUUGGCAGAACGUGUCGGUUUUUGGGAUGUGGAUGCAGAUGCUAUUGGUGAAGAUAUGCACAUGUGGUUGAAAUGCUUUUUCAAAACUGAUGGUCAUGCGCGUACUGCACCUAUUUACGUACCUAUCAAUUUGACGAAUGUUCAAUGUGAAGGCUAUAUUGCCAACCUCCAUGCCCGUUAUGUUCAAGCCAAGCGUCAUUUCCAAGGCGUUGCCGAUCUCGGUUACACGCUCCGCCAUAUGAUUGAUUGUUACAAGAAUAGAAAGAACCAAAAGGGCUUGUUGGAUUAUCAUAUUGCUACCGGUAGUUUUAACGACAAAAUAGCUGCAUGUUCAGUUAUUCUUGAAGCCCAUAUGAUUCCUGCCUCUUCUGGCUGGCUUAUGUUUGCUGCUGUUCCUUUGAUGCAACUGAUCCUGUUCCCUCCCUUCUCUUGGAUGGACGUCGUCUCCCCUGCCAAUAAUCCUCUUUUGAUUUCGGAUUUCUUUUAUAAACUUUGGACGGUUGUCAAGAUGAUUACUGUCUUUUUGCCUUUCCCAUUGUUUGCUACCUUGGGUAUUUAUGAACACUUGCAUCGCUAUAUUGACCGUGAAUUCUAUCACAAGCCAAAGUCUGAAUCUCGUACUUGGAAGAAUAUGUUGGACUAUGUUUCUUUGCCCAUCGCAGCUUGGCUUUUCUUGACCUUGCCUUCUACUUUAGCCUGUGUCAAGCGUCUUGUGGCAGGUGAAGAAGCUUACAUUGUAGGCGCCAAAAUCUUUAAUGAGGAUGAAACCAACGGAAAAGAACGCAUCUCAUAG